AUCUUUCUAUAUAAGCCACACAAGUCCCUUACUUUCAUGCCGAGCUCAGCUCGGUAAGGUGCAGCUUUAAUUUUUUGUCUCUUUGCGACAAAGACAAGCGACGAACAAACGAAUAAAUAACUCACUUAUCCGGAAUGCCCCCUAAAGGAAAAAAACAACAAAGCACCUUGGGUCGUGCUGUUAUUAAAUCGCGAUUCCAAGGUCAACGUGCCAUUAAAGUCGAUGAAGGAAGACUGCAUACAACAGAGAGUGAAGAACCCAAUUGGGUGAAAAUGCAGAGUAUUACACAAGAGAACGAUCUUGAAGCCUUUCUCAGUACCGCAGCAUUGGCAGGAACCGAAUUCACUGCAGAAAAGCUCAAUGUACGCGUGGUACAGGAUUCCUACAAAAACCCGUUCUUAUUGACCGAAGAAGAAGAAAAGAACACGAUCGCCAAACACAUUGAAAAUAUCGACAAGCUAACAGUACCUCGACGACCUCAUUGGGACAAGAGCAUGACGGCUGACCAGUUGCACCGAUCGGAGCGAGAAAGUUUCUUGGAAUGGCGACGUGGAAUGGCACAAUUGGAAGAGGAUGAAGGAUUAUUGUUGACACCCUAUGAAAAGAACUUGGAAGUAUGGCGACAACUGUGGCGAGUUAUUGAACGAUCUCAGUUGGUGGUUCAGAUUGUGGAUGCAAGAAACCCGUUGCUGUUUCGUAGUGCCGAUUUGGAAAAAAGUGUCAAGGAAGUGGAUCCAAACAAGAAUAAUUUAUUGCUUAUCAACAAGGCAGACUUUCUGACCGAAAUGCAAAGACGGAAAUGGGCAGAUUAUUUUGACUCUCAAGGCAUCCGGUACACUUUUUUCUCGGCAUCCCUGGCAGCCAAGGAGCAAGAAGAAGAACGACUGGCACAGGAAAAGGAGGAAUACGAAAAGGCAUUGAAAGCAGAAAAGGCACAACAGUGGGAUGAUGAAAGCGAUGAUGACGAUGACGACGAUGUGGAAGAAAGCAGCAGUAACCAUAGUCAAGCGGACAAGGAGGUGUCAGAAGAAUUGUCGAAAACGACCAUCUCUUCUUCUUCACAAAAUAAAGAGGAACCAACAGAAAAUGUUGAUGAACGUAUUCGUAUUCGCACAACUACCGACCUACUUGACUUGCUCAUUGCCGAAACACCCAAACAGCAAGGCGAGGAUGAGGAAGGAGAAGAACCCAAAAUCAUGAUUGGUCUGGUGGGUUAUCCAAACGUUGGUAAAUCCAGUACGAUCAAUGCAUUGAUUGGAGAAAAACGUGUGUCUGUGUCCUCCACGCCCGGUAAAACCAAGCAUUUCCAAACGAUCCACUUGACGCCAAAGCUGGUUCUUUGCGAUUGUCCCGGUCUUGUUUUCCCCACAUUCUCGACAACCAAAGCGGAUCAAGUCUGUAACGGCGUUUUACCGAUUGAUCAACUGCGUGAACAUACGGGACCAACCACGCUGGUAGCACAACGGAUACCACAGCCAGUUGUUGAAGCCACCUAUGGUAUACGGAUCAGGACACAGCCCAAGGAGGAUGGUGGCACGGGUAUCCCCACCAGUGCCGAAUUAUUAUCUGCCUAUGCCAUUGCCCGAGGCUACUUUAGAUCCAGCCAAGGCAAUCCAGACGAAGCGCGUGCAGCUCGUUACGUUUUGAAAGAUUAUGUCAACGGCAAGCUGCUGUACUGCCAUCCACCGCCUAAUGUAACAACUGACCGCGAACACUUUAACGACGAACACCACAAGGCUGCUUUACAAACGACCAAAAAACUGGCGCCCACAACACGUGUGCCUGCUUCGGCAUUGAACUAUGUAGCACCUGCCGGCAAUUCGCCUACCAAUGUAGCGCGUGGAUCCAAGACUGAAGCUGUCGACAAGUCGUUUUUCAAUAAUCACAUGGCAGCACCCACCGUACGAGGCAAAGCUGCCGCAUCGAUGCGCGGUGGGUUUUCGCGAGUCACAUUAUAUCCGCACCAACAGGUAACGGGAGACGAUGGCUUGCCCUUGCCGCAAGGAAGAAAAGAACGCAUGGCAAUGGUGCAGCAGAAUGCCCAAGAGUCGGGACUGGCUGAGGGAAAUGGCAAGAAGCAUCACAAGAAGGGCAGAAAGAAUCAAAAGAGUCGUAGUGGUGCCGGUUAUAGCGAUUACUUGUAAAAAAUAAAAAAUUGAUAAAAUCCCCCCCUCCCCCCCCACAAAAGUGACAUCACCCCGCUCUCU
Molecule: messenger RNA, 2207 nt
Organism: Zychaea mexicana
Lineage: Eukaryota; Fungi; Mucoromycota; Mucoromycetes; Mucorales; Lichtheimiaceae
Exons: 7
Coding region: 135-2144 (669 amino acids)
Biological process (GO): ribosomal subunit export from nucleus
Cellular component (GO): cytosol
Molecular function (GO): GTPase activity; GTP binding
Source: RefSeq, a predicted model, not a curated record